UGUCGGUGGAGGUCUUAAGCGACUUUGGUCCCAUGGCCAACACCCCAUCGCCCCACCCCUCCAUCAUCACCCACCUACAGCCGUUCCCGAAAGUCUCAGCGGUGGCCCCAGAGCUGCGUGUCUGGAGCGACUUGGGUGGUGCUGCUGCCCGGCUGUUUGCCAGCAAGAUGCCCAAGGAGGUGGGGGAUGUACACAGCGACCCUUUGUCGGAUGGGGAGAAGGUGGGAGUGCUGACGGCGCUGGGGAGUGAGAGGGAGGUGAAUACGGUGCGGAUGAGGCAGGAAACCGUCGACCAGCUAGUGGGGGCGGCCGACGCAUUUCCAACCAUCAAGACACUAUGUCUCUAUCUGACACGUACGCCGAGAGAAGUGGGUAAGUGUGUCCUUCCGUCCUCAUUUCCGCCUUGUGUUCCCUCCCCUUCAGUGCGUGACGGUGUGGAGGCCCAGUCAGAUGAAGCCCAGAUCCAGAGAGGCCGCGGACGUGGACGCGGUAGAGGCCGAGGCCGCGGACGUGGACGCGGCAGAGGCCGAGGUCGCGGAGGUCGAGGUCGUGGAGGCCGAGGCGGCUUCGCUCAACCAAUCAACGAUGCGGGCAGCUUCGUCCGCGACCGCCUCUCAUCGGUGACCUCGCGCAUCAGGGACAUGCAGUCUGUGCAGUGUGUGGAGCUGAGAGUCGACGGGAUGACAGCUGAGCAGCAGGCUUCCAUCGAAGCCUCCAUUCCUGUCAGCACCAACAACAUCAACGGCUUCGUCACACGCACCGACAUCAGACAUGAUAACUAUGGGGAUGGCAUUGUGGAGAGAUGGGUGAUAAUAACUGCAGUUCGCAAUGCCUGAAGGUGAGGGAAUGGGCCUGAUUGGACUGAUUGUGUGACCAUCUUCGCAUCUCCUGUGUGCUCUGUGUGCGUGUGUGUGUGUGUGUUUGACGACUGGCUCGGUAGUGGUCAGAUUGACGGACAGGGGCUGGGGCUGAUACUGGUGUGUAAAUGAAUAUUGGCAAAGAGUGGGAGUGUACUUAGUCAGACCUUGACAGGCAUGAAGGGGGGGCGGGAGAUGGGAAUGGAUACACAUCGAUGGACGUGAACGUGGCUUUUGAUCGAUAGACUGACUGACUGCUUGUUUGCCUUCUGUACUCGGCAUCUGGCCGUGCCGUGCCGUGUGGCUCACCGAGACUCUCGUGCAUCAUUUC
Vitrella brassicaformis is the source of this 1188-nucleotide messenger RNA. NCBI's taxonomy places the organism in Eukaryota, Vitrellaceae. The record is from the annotation of a GenBank genome assembly.